CGACUCAGGGGAAAGUUCCGUCUGAACGGAAUGCAGAAGAAUGGGGAUUUGAUUCUGGGGGGUCUGUUUGAGGUCCAUUUCCUCAGCGUGUUCCCUGAGCUGUCUUUCACAUCAGAACCAGAGCAGCCCUACUGUGAGCAGUUUGAUAUGGCAAGUUUUCAGCAAGCCCAGACCAUGGUUUUUGCAGUCGAGGAGAUUAACAGAAACCCCAACCUUCUCCCCAACAUUACCCUGGGUUACCAUCUCUAUGACAACUGUGUAAAGCUUGGGGUAGCAUUCCGGGCAGCAACUGCACUGGUUAGUGGGACAGAAGAGUUGAUUUCAAAUGGGCACUGUAGCGGGUCACCCCCAGUGAUCGGCAUUGUGGGGGAUCCAGGCUCCACACACUCUAUUGCCAUCUCGAGUGUGCUUGGACUUUUUCGUGUGCCUAUGGUGAGUUACUUUGCCACUUGUUCGUGUCUGAGUAAUCGACACAGGUAUCCCUCCUUCUUUCGUACAAUCCCCAGUGAUGCCUUCCAGACCAGGGCCAUGGCCAAGAUCCUGCAUCGUUUUGGCUGGACCUGGGUUGGCCUCAUUUACAGCAAUGAUGACUAUGGCAUCCACGCCGCACACUCCUUUCACCAAGAUGUGGAGCACUUUGGUGGCUGCGUGGCAUACUCUGAGGUAUUGCCAAGAGACAACAAUCAGGAGGAUGUGAGCCGUAUCGUAGGAGUAAUUGGCACCUCCACUACCCGUGUUGUUGUGGUUUUCUCCACUGAGGCCUACCUGCUCCCACUGGUAGAUGAGGUGGUGCGACAGAAUGUAACAGGAAGGCAGUGGAUCGCCAGUGAGGCUUGGGCCACUUCACCAGUUUUCCUCACCCCACGCUUAGUGCCCUACCUUGGGGGCACCUUAGGCAUUGCCAUCCGCCGAGGUGAAAUUGCUAGACUACAAGAGCAUCUGCUACAUGUCCUCCCUGAUGACAAACCUGAGAACAAUAUGCUCAGAAUAUUCUGGGAGGAGAUGUUUGGUUGCAGGUUCAGAAAACAGGAAAGAGAGAGUGAGAUAGCAAAAUUGUGUACAGGCUAUGAAAACCUUGCGAGUACAAACACAGCAUACAGUGAUGUAUCAGAGCUCAGGCCUUCUUACAAUGUAUACAAGGCAGUAUAUGCUCUGGCACAUGCCCUUGACGACCUCCUGCGCUGUAAACCUGGCAGAGGGCCCUUCAGUGGACACAGCUGUGCCAAUUUCCACAAUCUGCAACCCUGGCAUUUAGUCUAUUACCUGCAGAGGGUGAACUUCACUACAACCUUUGGAGACCACGUGUCCUUUGAUGAAAAUGGUGACGCCCUGGCCAUCUAUGAUGUCAUGAACUGGCAAAGGCAAUCAGAUGGAUCAAUAAAGGUUCACACUGUGGGCAUAGUGGAUGAGGCCGCACCCAACGGGAAGGUGUUGACUCUUGACGAGGACAAAAUAUUUUGGAAUUUUGAAAACAACGGUCCUCUAAGAUCCGUGUGCAGUGAUAGCUGUCCUCCAGGCACCAGAAAGGCUACGAGGAAGGGUGAGCCAAUUUGCUGCUUUGAUUGCUUGCCCUGCGCAGAUGGAGAGAUCAGCAAUAUGACAGACUCUGUUGAGUGCACCAUCUGUCCAGAGGAAUUUUGGUCAAGUCCUGACAAGGACCGUUGUGUUCCUAAAGAGGUGGAGUUCCUCUCCUACAAGGAGCCUUUGGGCAUCUCCUUGACAACCGCUUCACUUCUUGGUGCCUGCUUCUGUGCCGGGGUACUCAUUGUCUUUGCCCGGCACCGCCAUACUCCGGUGGUACGUGCCAACAACUCAGAGCUCAGUUUUCUGCUGCUACUGUCACUCAAACUCUGUUUCCUAUGCGCCCUCUUGUUCAUUGGCCGGCCGCAGCUGUGGACGUGUCAGCUUAGGCAUGCAGCUUUUGGCAUCAGCUUUGUGCUGAGUGUCUCCAGCAUUUUGGUGAAAACCAUGGUGGUGAUAGCUGUGUUCAAAGCCUCAAGGCCAGAGGGGCAAGGGACCAUGAAGUGGUUUGGGGCAUCACAGCAAAGGGGAACAGUUCUUGCCCUUACUGCCCUGCAAGUGGUUAUCUGUGUGGUCUGGUUGGCCACUGCCUCUCCAGCUCCCCAUAAGAACAUGCGUCACUUCAGCUCCAAAAUUGUGUAUGAGUGUGCAGUUGGCUCGGUGGCUGGAUUUGCCACAUUGCUGGGCUACAUUGGCCUGUUAGCAGCCAUCUGUUUCCUGCUGGCCUUUUUUGCCAGGAAGCUUCCAGACACAUUCAACGAGACUAAAUUCAUCACCUUCAGCAUGUUCAUCUUCUGUGCCGUGUGGGUUGCCUUCGUGCCCGCCUAUGUCAGCUCACCAGGGAAGUAUGCAGUUGCCGUGGAGAUCUUUGCCAUCCUGGCCUCAAGCUUUGGCCUCCUAUUGGCGAUAUUUGCCCCAAAAUGUUACAUCAUCCUUCUGCACCCAGAGAAAAACACCAAAAAAGCCAUCAUGGGACGGGCACCUCAAAAGAAAUAA
Molecule: messenger RNA, 2517 nt
Organism: Chanos chanos (milkfish)
Lineage: Eukaryota; Metazoa; Chordata; Actinopteri; Gonorynchiformes; Chanidae
Product: extracellular calcium-sensing receptor-like
Exons: 6
Coding region: 31-2517 (828 amino acids)
Biological process (GO): G protein-coupled receptor signaling pathway
Cellular component (GO): plasma membrane
Molecular function (GO): G protein-coupled receptor activity
Source: RefSeq, a predicted model, not a curated record